AUGUGCAGUAAGCGCACUGCCAGUCAGUUCUACUUUGUAAUGCAGUGUUGCAACUUGUGCAGCCGCGUGCUAGUUGCACAGUGGCCGUGCAGGACGUGUUCGCCUCGCGGAUAUGAGUGUGUGAAUGUGUUCUGUGCGUGUGUUGUCUGAGGAAAUGGAUUUGGUGCAAUUGCUGUAUAGCAUCAUCUUCAACCACAUCGUGCCCUAUAUCAACGGCUCAGAUCCUGGACGAUGCUUGAAAUGAUUCACUGCGCGGAGCUUUUCACCAUCGUCGUGAAAAACCAUACGCCAUAUCCUAACAUUGCCAUGAGCUCCGUUACAUUUUACUUUGUGUGAGUGUGUGUGUGCGUGGUGCGCACAAGUGAGUGUGAAUGUGCAUAUAGUUCAUCCUUUGCGGUGAGACGAUCUGGCAAGCCGUAUCCGGUUCCGACUAGCGACAAGCGACACCGUGAAUGUGAAGUUGAGUUAAAACCAGCAAAGAAGAGCAAAAAACCAAACAACUCAAAGGAGCGGCAGCAAGUGGAAGUGAAGAAGUUGUGCACCGACCCCAAUGCACUGGGUUGCUUUUGCCAAUAGAGUGCAACUAACGAGGCAGACAAACCGGAUGGAGCGUUACAUGCGUUAAAGUUUUGCAUAGAGAACUGGACUGGAUUUUUUUUCAUUUCCGGUAGGACCAUACCAGCUACUCGUUGUACAUCUACAGCGUAUGUAGCCAGGGCGAAGAAGGUACACCUUGUGCAUUAUUGGAACACGUGAAGUGGUUUGUUUUGAGUGUAAAAAUUUACUUCCCAAAAAACCGCAGUACGAACAGAUCGGUCGUAACAAUUGGGUCGGCUGGCAGUGGAGAUCGUUUCGCUGGUGAAAAUAUGACCAAAUGAUAGCAAUUUAAUGUAGAUUUCUGUGGGAUAUCCACGGCAAAGAUUUAAGCAACUUUCAUGCACUGAAUGAAAUACAAGAAAAGGCAAGACACCAGCCACUUAAUACAUAUAUGUGUGUGCAAUGUCACUCAAACGCUUUUUUGCUAAUCUACAGAAGGAAUGUGGUAAAUAUUUUGGCAAAUGUUUUAAACACUAACGCUAAAGCUUGUUGUGGAUUGCACCGGUGCAAAAACACAAAUGUUGACUAUGCUUUUCACACCCUCCGAGUGACACUCGAGACCAUGGUGGGGAAAUAGUUUCAUCCGAACACUGAUAAUGCCCACACACUAUGCUGAAUCGAGAUAAAAUCCCUUUGCCGUUAUAUUAGUCACGUUCCGCUGAGCUGCUGGCGAUGAGAUGCAGCUGGAGGUGUGCCAUAGUGUGCGUUUCCUUCCCGCAGCACUAAGAGAGUGGCCAUUACUUAGCACGCCUGCAACCUCGUAAAACCGAUCGUAGGGUAGGGCUGCCGGUAAGAACUGGUUAGUUCAUUCAUCGCCAAACGCACAACAGCACAACAACCUUACUCGUAGCCCACGAUGGGUGAUGAUGUCAUAUGCAUCGAUUCAGAUGACGAUGACGAAGAUGAGGCGGUUCCUCCUUCGGCCAGAAGUGCACUCAAUGCACGUGCUGCACUUGGACGACACGGGGGAAGAAAUUGGCGCCAGCGGCGCAGAGCACAAAGAGGAAGAAAAAAUGAUUCCACCAUCCUCAGCAACAACACUCCACUGGGAAAGCUAUUGGACGGACUACGUUGGCUGAGCUCCGAUUUGUAUUUUGGAGAAUGGGCGGGAAAAUCGGGGACAGAUUUUCCUUUCCACUCACUAGCACAGCGCGUUCGAUCACUUGUAGCAGAGUUUCAGCGUUACGAUACCACGCUAGCAGCACGCACCGAAGGAUGGCGACAAGUGGUAAGAUUUUUAGUUCUUCUUCGAACGGUUGGGCUAACGGAAACCCCGGCUAACGGCGACGAUGAUCCAGGAUGUGAUAAGCACCUUCAAGGGGACGAUAAGCAGCCAAUUGCCGAUGUGAGGCGGUCGCGUACCGACCACAAAUCGAAGCAACCUGGCGGCCAUCUUUCUGCCGUUUGCUGCAAUCGUGAGAAAGCGCGACAAACCCGCCACUACCAGCUGACAGUGAUCGAUAUACUGGCGGACUACAUCCGGUUCCGGUGCGAAUCGGUAGCACGGUUACAUCCGCCCAUCCGACCUGAGGCACUGCUGAAGGAAUGUAACCGUAUCGUUGGCAGCAUGUUUGUGAUCUUCGACGGUAGCAUGGAGCUGAUGACGCUGGUCCUGCUUCGUAUCAUCCCAGACCGGGCGACACACACACUGCUCCUAUAUCCCGUGUUUGAGCACAUUCUUACCAGCGCAACGUGCCACAGCGACUGCGACACCAUACCUGGCUACGUCCGGAUGCUGCUUUGCUUCAAACGCUGGAAGUCACUGGUAAGCGGACGGGCAGAGAAAGCUUCCAUCGAUUCAAAUGCCGUCCAGCUGCUCCCUGGACGCUGUCCAACGGUUCAGCACGCUUCCGAUCUGCCCUUCCUGAGGUUACUGCCACCCGUACCAACUGGUCAGCGCGUCAUCGAAACGCGCUACCUGCUGGUUAACGAUCUGUUCAGUUUGGAGCACUGCAUCGCACAGUACCUUCGACACCAUCGCCGUACAGUUACUGGCCCGUCGGUGGACGAAUCCGCGCCGAAGCAACGCGACAACAAUUCCAACCGUCAGCGACGUCUGCAUUCGAUGGAAAUCAGAAGCAAUUACAUCAACGUAUCGCUACUGGCAGAACUGAUCGAACGAAAGAGUCAGCUUUGGGUUCGAGCCUUUCCGACGCCACCGGACAUGAUAUCCACCCACCCAGCCCGUUCCCCCAUUCCGAACCAGUGCCUCCAGCAGGAAGUACAUUCCAUCAUCGAGAGCUUACGAUUGAUAUUUCGCAACCGGGCCGAUUUCAUCGAACUGACGCUGCUGCGCGUGAAACCCUACCCAUCCUCCAUCAAUCUGCUUGGGCCAGUCUUCGAAGCCUUUCUUGGUACGGCAGCAGCAACAUCGUGCAUCGUCAAAGCAAUCGGUCCCACCGGGCUGACCAUUUAUCGAUCAAACGAUGUGGAAACGUACGGUCGGCUGAUACUUUGCUACGCCAAGUGGAAGUCACUGUACUGGACGGGAAGGGCCAGCGUGGAUGAACCGGACGAGUGGGCAAGUAUCGAUGCAGUUGCACUUACGCAACUGCCGUACGAUUUUCCACGUUCCAUUUGCCCGAGGGAUGCACUGCUCCGACGCAUCUUCCCAAUCGUCGCGAUGAAAUCCCGCAUCGACACUACUACAGGUGUGGCGCCAACGGAUGCGAAACGAAACAAUGUGACGACCCGUACUCUUCUUCGAAUACUUCCCAAACGACCCGAUCUGGAGGAGUUAUGCUUGAAAUUUAUACAAGCGUACCGUUGCGGCACAGAUGCAACUCCACCCUUGGAAGAUCAACAGGACCAGCAGGAAGCAAAGCCCCAAACGACAAACUCAGCCGCAUACAAAUCAAUGUCCGCUAGUGCGAAACGGUCACUUCGUUGGCAUUUGAGCGCCGAUGUAUCCGGUCAGCCUACCUUCCAGGCGGACGAACACACCGAGUGGCGAUCGGAAAUGAAACCGAUUAUUAUUCCAGACAGCGACGAUGGAGACGAAACAUCCACCAGCGAUGCCAUCUCAAUGCUGGUCAAAGAAAGUGACCAUAAUAUUCCGGCACAAAACUUACCUCACCUACGGGAUGAUUCAACACUCCGGUCCAGUGACGUGUUUUGUCCGGUGGCAGUUUCUGCCGGCAACGAUACAUGCAGCGCGACAGGAAUGGAACGAAACUCGUCCACAACACCAACCGAUGAGUUCGUGACCGAUAGUACAGCAACGCUAGUGCCGGCAUGGCCACCAUUUGUGGAAUGUUUUCUCAAUACGCCUCCGGCAACACCACAGUACGAAAUGCCUCCGGAUGUGGUCGACGAGGAACAGCGAAGAGUUGUGCUGGUCAAAAAGUCGUUCCCCAGUUCGAGCUGGACACGACUCAAAGGAACGAUUCGAUUGAUAGGUCAGCGGAAGAAACGAAUCUCUGCGGCAGGAGUCGUCAAACGUGUCCUGGUGAAGAUUUUUGCUCACGAUGGUUGGUGGAAUUUUGCCGAUGUUCUUGCCGUAAAGCUUCACAGCUCAACCAGGGCCAGCCGAUGCUCAUCAAUAAUGAACGGUCUAACAGGGAAUUGCACGUUGAAGGUAAAGGACACGCUUACAAAUGACCGACUGGAACCUUUAUCGGCCCAGCCAGACGUGUCGGCGGUCGGUAGCCGACGAUCGUCCGGCAAGGCUGAUGACGAUCGUGCGAAAAACGAUGCCUUGCUACGAGAACUUAUCGAUUGUCUCGGUACAGUUGAUACAAUGCCUUUGGAUUCGAAACAGGGUUACGUUGAUUUUGCCAUUUUGCCCGACAAUCCGGGAUACGGUGCGGAACGCAGCCUAACCGAUACUGUGGACGACCAGGCGUCUCCACCGGUGUUCGGAACUUGCGUUGACACGUCCCCGCUCUUUGCUGCUGAUAGUGAUAAAUAUGUAUUGUUGUUCACCGAGCUGGGACCCGUUUCCUGGCCAAUUGUAUAAAGUUUUCAUUCCCCGCUAGUAUAGGAUUGACCGAUUAAGUUGCAUGUUGCGGUACGCAGCCAUUGUUAUAUUGUAAGCAGCUAGGCGUCUCCAUCCGGAGAAUGUUUCCUUCUACUCGGAUCGAUAGGUCCUUCCUGGCCGGUGACCAAAAGGAUGGCGACCUUCGAUCCACAAAAGCUCAUCGACUUUCAAGGGCUGUUUGUGUCAAUUUCGUCUUUUCAAUGCCCACUGACACUGGUCAGUGUUGUACAGACGCGCACGGAAAGCUGUGACACAUCCGUCGAAGCAAUUUAGAUAAGAAAACGGUACGACCGGUGCCCCGGUAAGCAGGGUGCACGGUCGCAGCUUGGUAGUGUUAAGUAUAUCUAAUGCGGAACUAAUACUAAUGUUUAGAUGUCCUUUCUUCGAUGCCUUUUGAUUGUCCUCGAUGUUGUCCGAUGUGUGUCGGCAAGCUCUCAUUCUAUGCCUAAGUGUGUUUCAAUGUUUGUAAACCAAUAUAAUCUUUUUCUUGCCUUGGUGUUUUAUUCACUUGGAUGGUUGAACAAUAAAUUUAUUAAAAUAACCAUAACAAUUUACUAUAUCCCUUUAAAUACUUAAGAAAAUAGACUCCGAGAUAAGAAACCAGUUUGAACGAGCAAUGCUGAAUUUACAUUGACAAACCAGUUGUGAGUUAUAAACUGUUUCGCAUUCGCAUUGCCAUAAUUGAAAGUAAUUUUAACAAUUUUCCUUUUUAUAACAGUUCAAUCCUUCUUGCUUUUGGUUAUGGUCCAAACAGAUAUUAUGUUUAGAAAAGCAAACCUUUUACUCGUAAGGUCCCCAAUAACCACAAAAUCGAGCAUAUACAUAUGUACUCUAGAAGACCACCAUCAUCACCAAUCAUGCCUUUGAGUCGUCACUUCCUAACCAUCAACAUCAUCACUGUUUCAUGUGUGUACGAGAUUGAAAGCGGCUAGACAAGCAUUGGCAGAGACUUUGCAUCCUCUUAUUGCUUGCUUUGGGUUCUUCAUACUCAUACACACACGGUACAGUUGUUGCGUAACGAAUUUAUCGGUUUCAGCGUGUUUUACGAGUUUCGGUUUCAAUGGCAUUGUUGCCCACAGACAGCGAAACUGCUAGCUGGAAGCCAAAGCACUGUAUCAGUACAAUUGAGGGAAGAGAACCGAAGGGAAGGAGUCAGCAGUAGGUCAGCGAAACGUGCGCUGACCAGGCCGGUCUUUACUUACUUCGACUCAACCACACACAAACACACAUACAAAACCACAAUCAACGUAAACAGAGAGAAGCAAAUGGGAGAAUGAAAAUGGUGUAAACGAAACAGAACUCUUAGACAUACUUUCUUAAGCAGGUGAAACAUACUAGGAGGGAGGUAAUUGUAACAAGACUUGAUCAGGGGAACAGAAGUUGAGAAAAACAAUGUGAAACCCGCUGAGUUAAGAUACGGUUGUACAAUGUACACUGUUGGUGCACCCGGGUGGGGUUCUUAGAAGCAAUAGAAGCAUAAAAGUGACAGUUCCUGUGGCCAACAUAUACCGAUUAAUGCAAACAUAGCUCACAGGCUUGCUAGAACUCAUAGACAACCCCCAUCCACAGUACAAUCCCGCUACAGCUAACACACCAAUCAACUAACACUGCAAUCAACCAAUGCUAGCCAUCAACAACUGUGGAAUCAAGAUUAGAACGUUGAAAAGUCGUAGAAGGCAAAGAAAGGCAAGCAACACACGUAAGCAGCAAACACUGUACAUACACUUUGGAGAGAAGCUAUCCAAUGGCCCUUCCCGUCUCCUUUCGAUGGUUUCACCAAUAAUAUAGGCAAGAGUAACACAAAGAGUUUGUGCUAGUGUAAGUAUAUUUGUCCACCCUGGGCCGGUACAGGGUACGGGAGAUUCCCACACGGCAAACAGAUUUCCUGUAUUUUUGCAAUCAAUCACUAACCGAUGCACUACUAUCGCCGCAUUCUAAUGAACGAUAACCAAAUAAAGCGUAUUUGCGUACAUAUUCAUAUUUGAAGAUCGAUGUGAAAUAA
Anopheles funestus (African malaria mosquito) is the source of this 6578-nucleotide messenger RNA. RefSeq lists its product as uncharacterized. The record is from RefSeq and is a predicted model, not a curated record. The coding region runs from base 1454 to 4555 and encodes 1033 amino acids. NCBI's taxonomy places the organism in Eukaryota, Metazoa, Arthropoda, Insecta, Diptera, Culicidae. The transcript is spliced from 8 exons.